AUGUGCUCGGCACAAGAGCAAACACUUUCUCAGGUGAAGGACUCUCAUGAAUCAGCCAUGCAUGGGAAUGAAGACACCGUUUCAAGCAGGCUUGGAACCACUAACAAGACAUGUUUGUAUUUCACCAUCGCUACCCUUGCUGCGUUACUCAUCUUUGCAUUAGCCACUAUCAUGGUCUUAGUCGUUCAGAGGACGGCAGCUGAUCCUGCCACAGAGGGCAUCGCAAAACCUAUGAGCACAGGGAACACCUCCGAAGACUAUUUAAGAAUCCUACAGAAUGUCCCGACCAGGAGAGCCGCUGCGUACAUGAGAGUGUCCAAUCCAGUAAACAGUUCAAAACUGAGCUUGGUCGAGAAGGGUAUUUGUGAAGACAUCCAAUGCAAGAGCGAAGAGCUGGUGAUAAGGGAACAAGGCCUCUACUUGAUCUAUUGCCAUUUGAACUUUCAUUUUCCCAACUGUUCAAAUAGCCCCACCGACCUCAAGAUAGAAUUUCUUGUGAAUGACAAAGUCAACAGGCAAACAUUAUCCACAUGGUGCGCAUCAGAAACGUGCCACGAAAAGACUUUUAAGACCUUGUUCCAACUCCAUUUGACAUACCUGAAGGUGAAGGACCGAGUAUCAGUAACACUUAAUCAUCCUAAAUUCUUGAAUGAAAUUUCUCUUCCCAAUGAAAACGUUCUUGGGGUGUUGAGGUACAAUGAUGAUAUGUGA
Athene cunicularia (burrowing owl) is the source of this 711-nucleotide messenger RNA. It is a transcript of the gene TNFSF8, whose product is annotated as TNF superfamily member 8. The record is from RefSeq and is a predicted model, not a curated record. Gene Ontology annotation, molecular function: tumor necrosis factor receptor binding. Bases 1 to 711 code for a protein of 236 amino acids. Lineage: Eukaryota; Metazoa; Chordata; Aves; Strigiformes; Strigidae. Gene Ontology annotation, biological process: CD8-positive, alpha-beta T cell differentiation; immune response. The transcript has 4 exons. Gene Ontology annotation, cellular component: membrane.